CUCAAACCGCACGCUGCUGCUAUCACUAGUGUGCGUCCCGUCAGAGUGCGGCAUAAGCAGGAGUUAAAGGCACAGUGGAAAAUGGCGAGCUGGUGUGUGCGAGCAGUCAGACAGAGCUACUCACUUGUAGCCUCACCUGUACUAAUAAGAGCGCCUCCACGAUUAUUAUGCACAGCCACCCAGCAGAAGAAUGGCCAUGGGUCAGAGGAGGAGGCUGAGAAGCCGGAGCAGAGUGCAGCAGACACACUCAUGAAGGAGAAGUCCCAGCUAGAGGAACAGCUCAAGGACAUGACAGAAAAGUACAAGCGGGCCUUAGCAGACACGGAGAACCUCAGGACAAGGAGUCAGAAGAUGAUAGAAGAUGCUAAAUUAUAUGGGAUCCAGGGUUUUUGUAAGGACCUGCUGGAGGUGGCCGACAUCUUGGAAAAGGCCACCGAGAGUGUGCCAAAGGAGGAGGUUACAAGCCAGAACCCACACCUGAAGAACCUGUUCGACGGCCUAGUGAUGACCAAGCUCCAGACUCAGAAGGUCUUCACCAAGCAUGGUCUGGUCAAGCUCAAUCCUGAUGGCCAGAAGUUUGACCCCUACGAGCAUGAGGCCCUCUUCCACGCCCCUGUGGAGGGCAAGGAGCCUGGCACUGUAGCCGUGGUAACUAAAGUUGGCUACAAGCUUCAUGGUCGCACUCUCAGGCCCGCAUUGGUGGGUGUGGCCAAAGCCCCCUAGAAGUGAUUAUGUAACCGACAAAGUGGGAUUUGAAUUGUUGCCCGAGUAAUGCACAGCAAACUGGUCGAGGGUCGAAGAGACGGGAACCCAACUGAACUGAACUUUGUAUCUGGACAAUAUCCACCAGUUUUUAACAGAUACAUUUACUUUGUCUGGCAAAGGACAGUCUUUCCUGUAGAAUUCCAGCUUGUUAUAAGAGUCAUUUCAGAGUCGGUAUUUGUCAGAGAGAGAGAGAGAGAGAU
This is a messenger RNA of Cottoperca gobio, 965 nucleotides long. RefSeq names its product GrpE-like 1, mitochondrial (gene grpel1). Gene Ontology annotation, biological process: protein import into mitochondrial matrix; protein folding. NCBI's taxonomy places the organism in Eukaryota, Metazoa, Chordata, Actinopteri, Perciformes, Bovichtidae. Gene Ontology annotation, molecular function: protein-folding chaperone binding; protein homodimerization activity; adenyl-nucleotide exchange factor activity. The transcript is spliced from 4 exons. The record is from RefSeq and is a predicted model, not a curated record. The coding region runs from base 82 to 723 and encodes 213 amino acids. Gene Ontology annotation, cellular component: PAM complex, Tim23 associated import motor.